Phytophthora nicotianae INRA-310 is the source of this 728-nucleotide messenger RNA. RefSeq lists its product as hypothetical. NCBI's taxonomy places the organism in Eukaryota, Oomycota, Peronosporomycetes, Peronosporales, Peronosporaceae. The record is from RefSeq and is a predicted model, not a curated record. The transcript has 3 exons. Bases 336 to 728 code for a protein of 130 amino acids.
ACAGCCACCCCGAUAAGCGGCAAUGGAAUCUUAUCUAUUCGGAGCGAAAGGCGAAGAAAGGAAGCGCCGAGGUGAUAUCUAUGCUAGACACGUAUGCUAGGAUGCACAACAUUUCCAAAACUAAAAUGGGGAUAAGAAGUUGACACGUGUAUGCAGAUAACUGUGGCGGGCACGUGAAAAAUAACCACGUGCUGCAGUAUCUACUCUUUCUGGUGCGCACGGGCCCAUCAAAUAGGGCUGCAUUGAGCUUCUUAGUAAAGGGGCACACGAAGAAUCACUGUGGUCUUCACUUUGGCUACAUCAAGAGGUACCUCGUGAAGCGAGAUAUGUGAAUUAUGGAGGGUGUAGAGCAAGCUGUUGUGGAGUCAUCACCGGAUAAUCAGUGCACCAACUUAGAACAAUCGGAUUACACCUUCCGAGAGUUUAAGCCCACGCUGGAGAGUUUGUUCCGUAAGCUUGACGGCAGUCAAAGCAAUCAAAUAUUUCAAAUGCGUGUUGAUGAACCAGGAAAAGUAUAUUGCCGCAAACGCCCGGGCAAUGAAACGGCGGCAUUCUGGGCUAGUUUUACCAAGCUGGAUCCUCCUCUCCCCAACAAGGAGCCUCACGACAUCUACAAGAAAGUUCUACAGUAUCACGACCAAGAGGAGGUUGCAGCCAAGAAGAAAUCUAGGCCUCAGAAAGUCUGCUCAAGCGAAGAAGCGGCUGUCAGGGAAGCAGCCGAAGUCUAA